Molecule: messenger RNA, 933 nt
Organism: Auanema sp. JU1783
Lineage: Eukaryota; Metazoa; Nematoda; Chromadorea; Rhabditida; Rhabditidae
Source: the annotation of a GenBank genome assembly
AUGUCUUCUGGGCAAUCUGAUGCUUCUGCUCACAUGGAUCCGGGUUCUCCUCCCGCUGCUGGUCGCGUUUCAAUGAGGGAUCUUUGUUGCUUAUUUUGUUGUCCUCCUUUCCCUUCCUCAAUCGUCUCAAAACUAGCUUUCAUGCCACCCGAAGCAAGUUAUUCAAUUAGUGAUACCAAUAAACUAAUUUUACAAAAUGGAAGAGCGGAAUGGCCACACGGAGAUACCAGUCUUACAGAAUGUGUUCAAACAUGUACUGUUAGAACUUCUCGUCGAAACAAAGUAGCCUGUGUAAUGGUUAGACCGAAUAUGGAUGCCAAUUACACUUUACUAUUUUCUCAUGGAAAUGCUGUUGACUUAGGACAAAUGAGUUCAUUCUACUAUGGCUUAGGCAUGAGGCUGGGUUGCAAUGUGUUCAGUUACGAUUAUUCCGGUUAUGGCUGCUCCACGGGUAAACCCUCUGAGAAAAACUUAUACGCUGAUAUUGCGGCGGCUUUCGAAACAUUAAAGACUAAAUUCGGCAUUCCUCCCGAGCGUAUAAUUCUUUAUGGUCAAUCGAUUGGCACAGUUCCAAGCGUAGACUUAGCUAGCAAAGAGAACGUAGCUGCUUUGGUUUUACAUUCGCCUCUAAUGAGCGGAAUGAGGGUAGCUUUUCCGGGUACAUCAAGAACAUGGUGUUGCGAUGCUUUUCCUUCAAUAGAGAAGGUCCCGAGAGUCAAAUGCCCUACUUUAGUAAUUCACGGAACGGAUGAUGAAGUAAUCGAUUUUUCACAUGGAGUUACAAUUUGUGAAAGAUGUCCUUCAUCUGUUGAGCCCCUCUGGGUACUAGGAGCUGGUCAUAACAACGUUGAGUUGCAUGCGGAAUAUUUAGUUAGGCUCAGGACAUUCAUAGAUACCGAAGUGACGCGAUCAAAAGAUGAAGGAGAUGUGUAA